Cynara cardunculus var. scolymus (artichoke) is the source of this 2892-nucleotide messenger RNA. RefSeq lists its product as uncharacterized. Bases 169 to 2700 code for a protein of 843 amino acids. Gene Ontology annotation, molecular function: GTPase activator activity. The transcript is spliced from 6 exons. The record is from RefSeq and is a predicted model, not a curated record. Gene Ontology annotation, biological process: activation of GTPase activity. NCBI's taxonomy places the organism in Eukaryota, Viridiplantae, Streptophyta, Magnoliopsida, Asterales, Asteraceae.
UAACAAAAAUUCAGAAUAUGGGGAAUCAUUCUUCUUCAGCUCACGCUUUCUUCCAUAUCAAUCCCCCUUUUUCUUCGCACUAAUCAAAUCAAAAACACUCAACAAAUUCCUUCUAAUUCGUUUCAAAUCUUCGUAUCUUUAUGUGUUCUUCUCAAUUCUUUGUAUUUCAUGAGAUCUGAUUUUACUCUUUCUAAAGAAUUUUCCCAAACCCUAAUCUUUCUUAAGAUGGAAGGUUUUGUGAAAUUUUGGUCAAAUAAGAUUAUGUCACCGGCGGCUCUGGUUGAACCGACGACGAAGACAUUGCCGGAAUCUUCAUUGUCGACGAGGUCUUCACCGGAGAGAGGUGAUUUGGAUAAGAAUCGCCGGUUUUGGGACCUGAGAGGGGUUCAGUGGCGUACUGAUUUGGGGGUUUUGCCCUCUUCUUCAUCUGUCGAUGAUGUUCGUCGUGUUACUGCCAAUUCACGUCGAAGCUAUGCUGCUUUAAGGAGAAGGCUUCUGAUUGAUCCUCUUAUCCCUAAAGAUGGAAGCGAUUUUCCGGAUCUCACUAUGGACAAUCCAUUAUCGCAAGACCCAGAUAGCACGUGGGGCCGCUUUUUUCAAAAAGCCGAGUUAGAGAAAAUGGUUGACCAGGACUUGUCACGCUUGUAUCCCGAACAUGGUAGCUACUUCCAGACCCCCAGAUGCCAAGCCAUGUUAAGACGGAUUUUGUUGCUUUGGUGUAUUCAUCAUCCAAACUAUGGUUACCGGCAAGGGAUGCACGAACUCUUGGCUCCGCUAUUAUUUGUUCUCCAGGCCGAUGUAGAGCGUCUCUCGGCGGUGAGAAAAUUGUACGAACAUUACUUCACCGAUAAUUUUGAUGGCCUCUCCUUUCACGAGACUGAUUCCGCUUACAAGUCUAAUUUAAAACAAAUAUCUCGACAUAUAGAAGACGAUAGCGGAAUCCAAGAAAAUCAAGUGACGGUUAAUAACCUUGAUGAACUCGAUCCUAAGAUUCAAACCAUUAUUUUGUUUAGCGAUGCUUAUGGGGCCGAGGGCGAAUUGGGUAUCGUCUUAUCUGAGAGAUUUAUGGAACAUGAUGCGUACUGUAUGUUUGAUGCAUUGAUGAAUGGGGCUGGUGGUGCGGUUGCGAUGGCAAAUUUUUUCUCCCCGCCUCCUCUAAAUGGACCACAAAACGGGCUGCCACCUGUAAUCGAAGCGUCUUCGGUGUUAUACCAUUUGCUUGCAGUGGUUGAUUCAUCUCUUUACACUCAUCUCGUUGAGCUUGGAGUUGAACCACAGUAUUUUGCUCUUCGUUGGUUACGGGUUCUAUACGGGCGUGAGUUUGCUCUCGCGGACCUUUUAGUGAUUUGGGAUGCGAUUUUUUCAUUUGAUAACCGUAGGCUAGACGUGGUUUCUGAAAACGAUCCCGAUCUAAGCUUUGGUGGCCUCAAUUCGUCCCGGGGGGCCUUUAUUGCGGCACUUGCGGUUUCAAUGAUUCUUUACAUUAGAUCAUCAAUUCUUGCCACCGAAACCGCUACUUCCUGCCUCCAGAGAUUACUGAACUUUCCAAACGAUGUAAAUUUAGGGAAAUUGAUGAAGAAAGCUAAUUCUUUAGUGGCGCUUGCAAUUGACUCUAUGAGAUUGAUGCCCCCGGCGAUGCAUAGUGAUGGGGUCUCUGAUCGGAGCAAAUUGACGGUUUCUCGAGGUCAUAGUUUGUCAUUUGAUGUAUCGGCUUCGGGAACCGGAACCCCAGUCAGUUUGCUGCGCGAUAGCUACUGGGAAGAAAAAUGGCGGGUUUUGCAUAAGGAAGAAGAAGAAAAGCAAACGAUUCCACAGAAACAAGUCGAGAACCGACCGAAAGGGUGGUCGGAGAAAGUGAAGUUGCAAUUGUUGCGAACAGAAUCUGAUCCGUCUUCUUCAAAGGUGUAUCAUGCAAAAACAGGCCCUUCGAGGCCACGCGUUAGGAGGAAUUUGCUCGAUGAUCUAGCUAGACAGCUUGGUUUAGAAGAAGAGAUUGAGAAAUUGGCGAGCAAAGAUGACUCCACAAAGAGAUCGUUAAGCGGAAACGGUGGCAGUGAAGAGAACUCGUCUGUUUUCUCUGAUCCACCAACCCCGACUGGUGGUGACGCUAACGAUAAUGACCAUGAAAACGAUACCGAGCGAAGCAGUGUGGCAUCGAAUAUAUCAGUUGAAGAAAACGGUCCCGAGCAUUGUCCUCCAGUGGAGUCAUUUAGUGCUACUAUCCCAGAAGUCAGUUCGCCUUUACCGGUCUGUGAAGCCCCAGAACCCGCACCAUUACCACCAGUGCAGAAUGAAGACUCUAUCGGAAAGCUGGGAUCGAAUUUGAAAGAAAGGAUAUCAUUAGCGGGAAAGUUUCAGUGGCUUUGGAAGUUCGGAAAGAAUGGAGGAGAUAAUAGUACAACGGAGAAAGGUGCCGGUGUUUCCGAUUCGACUAAAUCUUCCAUCGUGGGACAGGAUCAGAAUAGCGAAACUGCGGCUUCUGCAAUGGAUGUCAAAUCCGUAAACCAAAAUACGACGUGUUCCUUGAAGAAUCUGGGCGAGUCCAUGGUGGAAAAUCUUCAGGUAAUUGAAUCAGUGAUCCAGCAAGAAAAGGGUGAAACGGGAUCAAAGAAGGCACUGCUGGUAGACAGAGGACAGAUGACAGCCAUGGCAGCUCUGAAAGAGCUUCGUAAAAUCAGCAAUAUUCUCUCAGAAAUGUGACAUUUUUGCUGUAUGUUCAUCAUUCAGAUCUGGAGAAAUUAGCCUUUAUAUAACAUAAAUAAAAUGCGCUAUUCUUCAGCUUAGAUUAGAUCAGAUUGGCUAAAUGUAGAUAUAUUCAGAUUCUUCCAAAUAAAUCUCAUAAUUUUUAGUUGUGAACUCGAGUUUAUCCGGUCAACUGUAACGUUCUCGAUU